AUGGCUGAGGUCUCCUCUCCCAAUGACGAAUUUGUGGCCGAGAGUUUGGAGGCAUAUUCCGCAGCGAGUGACCUGGCUGAGGAUUUGCCCGCAGACCAUGUUGGAAAGCUGGGACUUGCGCUUAACCGUUCUGUGUUUUUCUACGAAAUUAUGAACGACAAGAAGCAGGCCAUUCAAAUAGCCAAUGAGGCGUUUGCUGGGGCAUAUGCCAAAUACGACGAGGAUGGUCACACAAUGAGUGACGAGUCCGCUAACAUUACUCAACUCAUCAAGGACAAUCUCGUCCUCUGGAGUUUGUCUUUUCCUUAUUAUAGACGCUGGGGACGACGACAGUCAAGACAAGUCCUCCAAUGA
This is a messenger RNA of Octopus sinensis (East Asian common octopus), 354 nucleotides long. Its product is annotated as 14-3-3 protein homolog 1-like. The transcript has a single exon. Bases 1 to 354 code for a protein of 117 amino acids. Gene Ontology annotation, cellular component: cytoplasm. The record is from RefSeq and is a predicted model, not a curated record. Gene Ontology annotation, biological process: signal transduction. Lineage: Eukaryota; Metazoa; Mollusca; Cephalopoda; Octopoda; Octopodidae.